AUGGUUAUAACCACCAAUCUUCGCCCUCAGGCACCCGAGUUCCAGCCCCAAAGGAACAAGCAGUCUAUUGGCGGCAUUCCCUCCGGCUCAAACACAGCUGUUCCUACUCCAACUCGCACUCCUCAGCCUACCACCAAAGUUGCCUCAGAUGCAGCUCAACAAAUUGCAGACAAGGUUGCUGCAGACCACCGUGGCUCAUUCUCGACUCUUUCCGAGUCGACAACUGCUGCUACUUACAACAAUCCCAUCUCAGAGGAAGCCUGUUCUCCCAAGGCCAUUUUGACUGCGACGGACAGUUCUGCCUCGUCUUCACCAGCCAAGGCUAAGAAUGUUCGCCGCCUCAUCCAUGAUGACGAGCCUAGCCAGAUUACGGUCAGCGCUCCUCACAUGGAGAACACCCGCAUCGACAGUGCUCCUGCUUCGGCUCAUGUCCGCAGACGCCCUCCCCAGGCUCAGCAGUUCUAUGUUCCCAGCGCCUCUGCUGCAACACAGUUCUCACCAGUUUAUGGCUUUUCCUACCCGUACGGCCCGAGUGUCAGCCCGUACUCGUACCAGGCCCAGCCUUACUACCAUGUCCCUUUCGCCAAUACUGGCAUGGCAACCAACCUUGUCAAUCCGCAGGGCCAGACCAUCAUGUCAGCUGGGCCAGACCCCAUUUCUGAGGGUCGUCGCAUCUAUAUUGGCAAUCUGAAGUACAGCGUCAACCGCCAUGGAGUUAAGCGACUUCUUCGCGCUCACGGCGUCAACGAGAGCGUCGAGAAGAUCUACAUGCCGUACAGCGAUACGCCUCUCGAGUCUUCCUGCUCCGUCAAGGACGGCCGCGGCGGUUCGUUAGCCGAUAGCCCUGCCCGUGCUGCCUAUCCCAGCACCAUUCCCCUGGACCGUCCCGGUGAAUCCCAACGCAGAGAAAGUCCUGGUGACCUUCCCAACAAGGGCUUUGUCUUCGUCACCUACUCCAACGUGCUUGAAGCCGAGGAAGCCAUCCAGCGCCUAUCCGGUGUCAUACAUCUCGGUCGCCGCCUUGUCUGUCGUCCUGGCUUGCCCAAAGGCGUCGCGUUUCGCCAGGCUGACGUCAGCAGUGAAUCCGGCUUCUACAACGGCGGUAAGCGACGUCGUCAGAAGACGUUCCGAGGUGGUCGAUCCCAGGACUUUAAUGAGGAUCAAGAUUAUGGCUAUGGCCAUGGCAACGGCUACCACUACGAUUCUGGCAGUUACGGCGGCGGGCGCUAUGGUGAAGGUUACGCUCCUCGUGGCUCAAUGGACUCGGGCUACCGAUCGGCUCCCGCUGAUGUCUACAAGACUUCUCCUGUCGUUUACUACCGUCCCACCUACACCAACGGCAACUACGGCUAUUAA
Molecule: messenger RNA, 1356 nt
Organism: Truncatella angustata
Lineage: Eukaryota; Fungi; Ascomycota; Sordariomycetes; Amphisphaeriales; Sporocadaceae
Exons: 1
Coding region: 1-1356 (451 amino acids)
Molecular function (GO): RNA binding
Source: RefSeq, a predicted model, not a curated record